Yamadazyma tenuis ATCC 10573 is the source of this 1391-nucleotide messenger RNA. The record is from RefSeq and is a predicted model, not a curated record. Lineage: Eukaryota; Fungi; Ascomycota; Pichiomycetes; Serinales; Debaryomycetaceae.
AAGUAACAAUUCUUCAAAAAGAACUACUAACAAACACAUUUUAUAAUGCCUCCAAAGAAAGUUGCCCCAGCGCCUUUAGCUACUAGAUCCGCCAAGCCAGUUAAGGCUUCAAAGAACCCAUUGGUUGAAUCUUCGCCAAAGAACUUUGGAAUUGGUCAAGCCAUCCAACCAAAGAGAAACUUGUCCAGAUUCGUCAAAUGGCCUGAAUACGUCAGAUUGCAAAGACAAAAGAAGAUUUUAUCUUUGAGAUUGAAGGUUCCUCCAGCAAUUGCCCAAUUCUCCAACACCUUGGACAAGAACACCGCUACUCAAACCUUUAAAUUGUUCAACAAGUAUCAACCAGAAACUAAGGCUGAAAAGAAGGAAAGAUUGACCAAGGAAGCUGCUGCUAUUGCUGAAGGUAAAUCUGCUAAAGAUGCUUCCCCAAAGCCUCUUAACGUGAAGUACGGUUUGAACCACGUUGUUUCGUUGGUAGAAAACAAGAAGGCCAAGUUGGUUUUGAUUGCCAACGAUGUUGACCCUAUUGAAUUGGUUAUCUUCUUGCCAGCUUUGUGCAGAAAGAUGGGUGUUCCAUAUGCCAUUGUUAAGGGUAAGGCUAGAUUGGGAACUUUGGUUCACAAGAAGACAUCCUCCGUCGCUGCUUUGACCGAAGUGUCCGCUGCCGAUGAGGCUGAGUUGGCCAAGUUGGUUUCUACCAUCAACAACAACUUCCUUGAGAAAUACGAAGAAAACAGAAAACACUGGGGUGGUGGUAUCUUGGGUGCUAAGGCUGAAGCCAAGAGAAUCAAGAAGGCAAAGAACUCCGACGUUCCAAUCCCAGCUCCAGUGGCUGCUUCUGAGUAAGUCAACGAAUAUCUGUAUUUUAUAGUCAAUGGACAAACUAGGCACUUAACUUUGAAUCACUGGAGUAAGGUUAUAUGUCUGUAGUGGUCCAAGGGCUACAGCCCCAGGACUGUGUUUGGGCGCGCAGUAGUGUGCUCGGACUGAAAAUUUUUGUCUCUAGUGAUUCCUAAAAGCGCUGAAUUUUAUUUUGUCUUUUACUUCCUCAUAGUUAACCACAUUUAAAGAUGUCUAAAUCCAAGAACCAUACCGCCCACAACCAAAGUAAGAAGGCUCACAGAAACGGUAUCAAGAAGCCAAAGACCAACAGAUACCCAUCUUUGAAGGGUGUUGACGCCAAGUUCCGUAGAAACCACAGAUACGCUUUACACGGAACUGCUAAGACUUUGGCUAAGGCUCGUGCUGAAAAAUCCGCUUAAAUUUAAUGGAGUUUACUUGUACAAUGUCAUAUAAUUUAUGUUAAUAUUUAGAUUUACGGGUUUUUUACGUUCGAAUAAAACUUUCACAUCAUCCUUGGACUGUGUACUUCGAGCAUACAUUGUUCUAACUGU